Messenger RNA from Lymnaea stagnalis (great pond snail), 1106 nucleotides. Lineage: Eukaryota; Metazoa; Mollusca; Gastropoda; Lymnaeidae. The record is from the annotation of a GenBank genome assembly.
GGUAUAACUGUGCUUUUGGCGCUGUCGGUUUUCAUGAGUAUAGUAAGCAGUAUGCUGCCGAGGUCGUCGGUGACCCUGCCCAAGGUCACCAUCUACCUCUUCGUCUUAUUCAUCCUGUCGAUGCUGACAGUGAUCGACAGCAUCGUCAUUGUUUACCUGUCCCACCUGGAGGAGGUGGGUGGCAAAGAAAUAAUUCCACGGUUGCGUUAAGACUCAACAUAAAUAUUAUUAACAAACCCUAGAUACCUGAAUGUUAUGACUGAACCUAUGAUAGCAUGGGCUGAAGUGAGCAUUUUAUUUUAAAAAGGGAAAUGGCUUUAACUAUAGGUCUUUACACAUUUUCGAAGACACUUCUAUGAUCUAUGGUGGCUCAAAGGUGAAGCUUUCACUUCUGUAACAAAGGGCUGGCAACACUACUGUUACAUAUUAGUAUACAUAUAUAUUAGUACAUAAUAUAAUUAUGUUGAUCACAGAUGCGAAUCUUCCUUAGUGUAGAGAUGAUCUGGUACCCACGGGUCAAACUGAUUUAUAAUAGAAAAUGAAUGCUUAAAGCAUUUGGGUAAUAAUUAUAAGGAAUAUUAAGUGGUUCAUUAAAAGAUCCCUUUAAAUUUGUACGGCACGGUCAGAAUUUUUACCGCCAUUUGUGAUUACUAGAUUACUUAAGCAUUUACACGACUGACCAAAUCUAUUUUUUUUUAAUAGUUGGGGUAUCCCAAAGAUUUCAACCAGUUUUUGUGAUAUUUCAGAAAGAAGAGCAGCACAUGAAGGCGACGUCGAACUUCAGGAGUGCACUCAAGACGGUAACCAAUCUACGGAGAGCUGUUUCGCCAAUGCCGAAGGAUUCAGCCAAUGAAAUGAAUGGAUUCAACAAGACCUCGCGCAUGCGUCUAGAAUCGCUGGGAUCUGCCCUUGAAGAAGGUGAUUUGCCUCGACAUUCUUCACCAAUCGGCAGCGGGGAGGGUGAAACGACGAAAAUGAAGAAAACAAAGGUCAACAAGUACAAGGUGAUCGGGAAACAUAUUGACCUCAUUUCUUUUGUUGUGUUUUUCAUCAUUUGGGUUGUGUUAACUCUAGCGUUUCUGUUGAAUAUUGCCCUAACACUUUGA